This is a messenger RNA of Spizellomyces punctatus DAOM BR117, 885 nucleotides long. RefSeq names its product 40S ribosomal protein S5. The transcript is spliced from 7 exons. The record is from RefSeq and is a predicted model, not a curated record. Gene Ontology annotation, biological process: ribosomal small subunit assembly; translation. NCBI's taxonomy places the organism in Eukaryota, Fungi, Chytridiomycota, Chytridiomycetes, Spizellomycetales, Spizellomycetaceae. Gene Ontology annotation, cellular component: ribosome; cytosolic small ribosomal subunit. Gene Ontology annotation, molecular function: structural constituent of ribosome; rRNA binding; mRNA binding. Bases 64 to 675 code for a protein of 203 amino acids.
GAGCAUAGCGUAGAGUUCUUCCCUUUUCGCCGUUUGUCCAUCACAGGAAGGAAGAACGCAACCAUGGCCGACCAGUACGCAGACGAGGUGGCCGUUGAGCAGACUGGAGAGAUCCUUCUGUACAACAAGUGGAGCUACGAAGGUGUUGAAAUCCGUGACAUAUCUCUUCAGGACUACCUGAUGGUCAUGCAACACCCCGUGUACUCGCCCCACACUGCUGGACGGUACCAACAAAAGCGGUUCCGUAAGGCACAGUGCCCCAUUGUGGAGCGUCUUGCCAACUCUCUGAUGAUGCACGGUCGCAACAACGGAAAGAAGCUUAUGACCAUCCGCAUCGUUAAGCACGCGUUCGAGAUCAUCCACCUCUUGACGGACCAGAACCCCAUCCAGGUGUUGGUUGACGCCAUCAUCAACACCGGACCCCGCGAAGACUCCACCCGUAUUGGUUCGCAGGGUACCGUACGUCGUCAGGCCGUCGAUGUGUCCCCUCUCCGUCGUGUAAACCAAGCCAUCUGGCUUUUGACCACUGGCGCUCGCGAGGCUGCUUUCCGUAACGUCAAGACCAUCGCUGAGUGCCUGGCUGAUGAGCUCAUCAACGCUGCUAAGGGCUCUUCCAACUCUUACGCUAUCAAGAAGAAGGACGAGUUGGAGCGUGUUGCCAAGUCCAACCGUUAAGGAGCGAGCGAUAUGGAUGGGCUGGCACGCGGAUGUCCGUGGUGUCGGCUUUGGUGGUGCUUGGGAGGUCUGUGUACAAUGCAAAUAUAUAAACAAAUUACACUUGUUGGACUACAGAUCGAGACAGUGGACGUGUUAGCCAGCUAACGCCCUAAGAUAUCAAUAUACUAAUCGGACAUGUGGUGGAAACAUUAGUCUGCCAAGACAAGA